Messenger RNA from Austrofundulus limnaeus, 1342 nucleotides. RefSeq names its product mannosyl-oligosaccharide 1,2-alpha-mannosidase IA. Gene Ontology annotation, molecular function: calcium ion binding; mannosyl-oligosaccharide 1,2-alpha-mannosidase activity. The record is from RefSeq and is a predicted model, not a curated record. Lineage: Eukaryota; Metazoa; Chordata; Actinopteri; Cyprinodontiformes; Rivulidae. Gene Ontology annotation, cellular component: endoplasmic reticulum; Golgi membrane; extracellular exosome. Gene Ontology annotation, biological process: carbohydrate metabolic process; mannose trimming involved in glycoprotein ERAD pathway.
CCCAAAUACAGAGAGUGGGGCUGGGAGGCUGUGCAGGCCUUGGAGAAGCACUGCAGAGUAGAAGGAGGCUACAGCGGCGUCAGAGACGUCUAUGCUUCAUCGCCGAACCACGACGACGUGCAGCAGAGCUUUUACUUAGCCGAGACGCUAAAGUAUCUGUACCUGCUGUUCUCUGACGACGACCACCUCCCGUUCGAUCACUGGGUGUUCAACACGGAGGCCCACCCCCUGCCCGUCAUCAGGAAGGAUCAAACGGACCGACCCAACGAGGUGGAGUAGUGGACCGGAACCUCUCAUCCUGUACAUCUGAGCCUUCAGCUGUUUGUCUGCAACAGGAAGUGGCUGCAGAUUUCUCCUGAUCACAUUUUCUUUUCUUUUCUUUUUUUAAAUGUUUUAAGUUUCGGAUCACUGAGGUGAAUUUCGCUCUGUGGAUCCACUGUUGUUGUUUAAAGCCAGAAAAAAGUGUCGGCUGUUGGAAACUCAGGUUUGUGUUCAGAGACCAGAACCUGCAGACGAUCAGCUGCUGGGUCCGUUUUCUUCUUGUUUCUGUGAGGGAGAAACCAGCCGAUCUGUAAACGAACAAACUUUACUUCACCUCGUUUUGUUUUUUUCACCUGAAUUCGAGCCAGUUUUGUUGAAAAAGUUUGGAUUUGCUGUUUUUCUCAGUGUGUGUGUGUCUGUGGGAGGUGAAGGGAACGACGCAGCACAAGCAGAACUUCUGUAAACUUUGGGAGCUCCUCUCCUUCCUCAGAGCGAGCAGUCGCAGCGUUUUUCUACCUGCCGCUUGUUUCACCUUCUCAUGUUUACACACAGCGACUCUUUGCCCCGCCCACUUUUUCAUCCRGUCAUUUCCACCGGAGCGCGGGGUUUUAAGCUGAGCGUUUGUCCAAAUCUUUCUCUCUAGUUUUGUUAAUUUUCUUUACAAAGAACUCGUUUGCACAUUCCCUUUUGUUUACUGUCUGUGACCCAGAGUCUGGGUUUCACGUCCUCGGCUGCAGGAUCUUCUCUCCUCUGUGAGGACUCACCUUCACCCCCACAGAAAGCCAUACUGACCUGUUGUUUUGGUCCACAUUCAGACUAAAGGUGUGUUUUUGUGUCGCUCUUUCRGUUUUAUUUAUUUUUAUUUUUUUCUUCCAAAGUUGAAAGAUUUCUCCUGACGCCAGGAUUGAGUCCAGUUUUAGUCUUGGAUUUAGUGCCUUCACUGAUGAAGAGGAGUGUGACGGAGAGGCAGCUCGCACAAAAACACCGAGGAGAAUAUUCACUUCCUUCAGCUUUAAGUAAGUUCCCGUGUCUCUGAUGAGGAUUAGACCAAAACUAGACGUGGAUUAAAGGAUUACUUCGA